Molecule: messenger RNA, 987 nt
Organism: Saxophila tyrrhenica
Lineage: Eukaryota; Fungi; Ascomycota; Dothideomycetes; Mycosphaerellales; Extremaceae
Gene: TFC7
Product: C6 zinc cluster transcription factor-like protein
Exons: 3
Coding region: 1-987 (328 amino acids)
Source: RefSeq, a predicted model, not a curated record
AUGUUGGAGAAGAUCUAUGUCGUGAGGCACGGGUACCGCUCCAACUGGACCGUCGACCCAACGACAGGAACCUACACCUCAUCCGUCCGCACUCCCACCGGCAUCCCGUCUGAUCCAGCCCUGGCCUCCUACGGCGUCCGCCAAAGCGAACAGCUUGCCACUCAUCUCGCCACUCUCACCCCUGCCCCGGACUACAUCGUCUCCUCGCCCUACUACCGCUGCCUCCAAACCAUCGACCCUUACGUCACGCACCUCGCCACCUCUAACCCCUCCGUCUCCGUGACCCUCGAACCAGGCAUCGGCGAAUUCUACGGCCGCGCCCCCUUCACCCAUCCCCACCCCGCCGGCCUGCAGGAACUAAAAAAGCACUUCUCCCAACUCCGCGCCGAAGCCUCUCCCAUCAUCAUCCCCGCCCACCACGGUGAAACGAUCCCGCAACUCCACGACCGCGUCGCUUACUGCCUUCACCAUCUUAUCACGCGUGCGGACCAGGAUCCCGAUGGACCGAAGGCGAUGUUGUUGUGCACGCAUGCGGCGGCUGUGAUUGCGAUUGGGAGGGCGUUGACGGGGCGGAUGCCGGAGGAGGUUGGGGAGGAGGAUUUUGGGUGUUUUACUUGUGGGUUGAGUACGUUUGCUUGUCGUGGGGAGAGCAAGGGGGAGGGAGUGGUGGGGAAGUGGGACGCGGAGAAGGAGGAUGAGGUGCCGGAUGUGGAGUGGAGGGGUGGAAAGGGAGUUGGGGGCGGGUGGAAGUGCGUGGGGAACAGUGAUUGUUCGUUUUUGGAGGGUGGCGAGGAGAGAGGAUGGAACUUCCACAUGGAGAACGAACGCAUUGCGCGCCUUCAAGCCGAAGCAGAUGCAGAAGCACUGGCAGGGGACAUCUCCAUCAUGGCCGUGACCCCAAAGAAGGCAGCCGUGGUCGACACGAAGGCAUCACCGGGCACUGAGGCGAUUGAUGAGGCCAAGGCCACAUCGAACGGAACUGCUUAA